AUGACCAGUAAACCUUCCCAGAGCGCUGGGUACGUGAUGCAGGAUUACCUGAAUGAUUCUGUAGGAGCCAGCCUAAUUCUGGAGUGGAUGGUGAUGACUCAGUGGUGUGAUGAAAGAUUCAACUUCCAAACUACGUUUUUGCAGUGCUUGGCAAAACACGUGCCAAAUAUUUACUCAGCUGAAAUGGACCCCUUGCUGGAGAAACAAGAAGAAAUGGUCCAGGCAGCAAUAUUAUACCCCCUGGAAUGUUAUUUGUUUGGGGAAGACCCAGAUAUAUUCCUGGAGAAGCUACAACAGAGUGGAACCUCCCAGCUCUGUGGGAAGGUGUUCAAAGGAGGGGAGACAACAUACUCUUGCAGAGACUGUGCAGUUGAUCCAACUUGUGUACUUUGUAUGGACUGCUUCCAGAAUAGCAUUCACAAGAACCACCGGUACAAGAUGCAUAGCUCCACUGGGGGUGGAUUUUGUGACUGUGGGGAUACAGAGGCAUGGAAGGCUGGACCGCUCUGUACUAAACAUGAGCCUGGAGCCUUGGGUUCUGCAAAAGAAAAUUCUGAAUAUCAGUUGAAUGAAGAAAUUAUGGAGCACUCUAGGAGGGUAUUUCCCUCUGUGAUAAAAUACAUUGUAGAUAUGCUUAUAUGGGAAGAAGAGAAGGAGCUGCCACCAGAGCUCACAAUUAGCAGAGAGAAGGUAGACAGCUACUACUGUGUCCUUUUCAAUGAUGAACAUCAUUCUUACGAUCAUGUCAUCUAUAGCCUGCAAAGGGCACUUGGCUGUGAACUUGGUGAAGCCCAGUUGCAUACUACUGCCAUAGAUAAAGAGGGUCGUAGAGCUGUUAAGGCAGGACAUUAUGCUUCUUGUCAGGAAGCAAAAGAAGAAAUCAAGAGGCAUUCUGAAAAUGUUUCUCAACGAGCACUUCAUGUGGAGGUUCUGCAUGCUGAUGUUAUGGCUCACCAGAAGUUUGCCCUGCGUCUUGGUUCUUGGCUGAACAAACUCAUGAGCUAUUCAAGGGCAAGGAAGGUUCUUCAUGAACUUAUCUUCAGUAGUUUUUUCAUGGAAAUGCAAUACAAAAAACUUUUUGCUGUGGAAUUUGUGAAGUAUUACAAGGCAUUGCAAAAAGAAUACAUCAAUGAUGAUCAUGACAGAGUUCUCUCUGUGACAGCACUCUCAGUUCAGAUGUUCACCGUACCUACUCUGGCCCGACAUCUUAUUGAAGAGCAAAAUGUAAUCACCACCAUUACAGAGACACUCCUAGAAGUGCUUCCAGAGUACCUAGACAAAAAUGACAAGUUCAACUUCCAAGGUUACAGUCAAGACAAACUGAACCGGGUAUAUGCAGUAAUAUAUGACCUCAGGUAUGUCUUAGUCAGCAAGCCUACGUUAUGGACAGACCGUCUGAGGGAGCGGUUUUUAGAAGGAUUUGUUUCUUUCCUAAGGAUUCUAACUUGCAUGCAGGGAAUGGAGGAGAUAAAAAGACAGAUUGGUCAGCACAUUGAGGUGGACCCUGACUGGGAAGCAGCUAUUGCUAUACAGAUGCAGCUCAAGAACAUUCUUUUGAUGUUCCAGGAGUGGUGUGCCUGUGACGAAGAGCUGUUGCUUAAGGCAUACAGGGAAUGUCAUAAAGCUGUGAUGAGGUGCAGCACAAAUGGCCGCUCACGGGAAAAGACAGUGUUUCACUUGUGUGGCCAUACUCUGGAGAGCAGACCUUACAGAGUGUCUGCAGAUCCUGUCAGCAUACAUUUACCCCUGUCUAGGACUCUUGCAG
Balearica regulorum gibbericeps (East African grey crowned-crane) is the source of this 1765-nucleotide messenger RNA. Lineage: Eukaryota; Metazoa; Chordata; Aves; Gruiformes; Gruidae. The record is from RefSeq and is a predicted model, not a curated record.